Messenger RNA from Nerophis ophidion (straightnose pipefish), 4369 nucleotides. RefSeq names its product zinc finger translocation associated (gene zfta). The transcript has 5 exons. The record is from RefSeq and is a predicted model, not a curated record. Gene Ontology annotation, biological process: negative regulation of DNA-templated transcription. NCBI's taxonomy places the organism in Eukaryota, Metazoa, Chordata, Actinopteri, Syngnathiformes, Syngnathidae. The coding region runs from base 304 to 2256 and encodes 650 amino acids.
CUUUAAAUUUACCCAGGAGCCCCUUAAGGAGCCCCAGGGGCCCCUAGUCCGGCUCCCCACCCCGAAGACAAGCAAGAGCCUUAAAAUACAUGACUGGAGGCCCGGGCGGGGUUUUUUUUUUUUGGGACACGAAACAGGACGCUUUUUAACGGCUCGUGUGUGUUUUUCGGGAUCCAUGUUGUUGGUGUGAAUUGCUGAAAAGUUAACUUGGAUGCCCAACACGCACGUCGUACUACACACACAUCGUUAGUGCUGCUGUGCGAUGCCAGAUGCGUGUCGCCAACACGUCCGUGUGCGAGUGACAUGUCCCACUCCGACGAGGAGGACGGCGAGCGGCCCAGGCGUCAAACCGCGGCCGGGCCGGUGAUGGAAGACACGGCGCCCGGGGACAGCGAGCCUGUGGACCUCCGCCGUGGCGAACAGGCUAAGCUGCUCUCAUUAAUAAUAAUCAGCGGGGAGGAGGAAGAAACGACCCACGCACACAGUGACCUGGGAGAGGAAGACACUUUUGCUAAUGGUCACGCUGAUGAAGAGACAGAGGCAGGCACCAGCUACUGGAGCAUCACUGAAGAUCCCAACCAGCCUCUCCUCCUCUCCCCGAACCCCCGGCCUUCAAGGCGCAAAGCCAGGGUGCGGCGCGCCUCAAGGCCAGGUAUGAGCCGCAUCCCGGGCCGUGACCACCGCCGCUACUACCACGAGUAUUGGCGCAGUGAGUACCUGAUGGACUUUGACCCCGAGCGGCACGGGAUGAUCUGCAUGGUGUGCGGCAGCUCGCUGGCCACCCUGAAGCUCAGCACCAUCAAGAGGCACAUCAGGCAGAAGCACCCGGACUCGCUGCUGUGGAGUGCCGCCGACAAGGAGGUGAUCCGCUCAGGGUGGGAGAGCCACCUGAACCUCGGGGGAAGUCAGAACUCAUACGGAGCCUCGCCUCAGAGAGAUGACGACUCGCUUGACUCGAGCCAUCAUGCUGCGGAGGCUGCACAUGCUCUAGCUUCUGAGCAGCAGCAGCAGCAGCAGCAGCAGCAAGUACUCGCUCUCAGCCCCUCUCCACAUUUUGAGGCAGCGGAAACUCAGAACGCAGCGAUGAAAAUGGAGCAGGACGUAGCCGGGCCUUCCACACGCACCCUGGAACUGUACCUGAACGCCUCGCUGCACUCCUGGUUCCGGCAAGAGUUCCUGAUGGAGUAUGAGGCAGAGCCCGGUAGACUGCUGUGCAUGGUGUGCGGAGCCCAGCUGCCCUCGCUUCACCUGGACAUCAUCAAGAGUCACGUGUUGGACACCCACCCCGACUCGCUGGUCUACAGCUCGGAGGAGAAGCACUGCAUCUUGCAGGCCUGGGCUCAGACACACAAUGAGCGUGAAAUCUCAAUCAAAUCUGAGGCAAACACCAAAGACGACAACUUUGAGUCCAAUCACACCAACUCUGACUUGAGCCAGGAAGUGGACGGCUCACUGUCUCAAGAUGCUUGUCUCAUCCGCGAAGAUGGCGGGGUGGAAACUCCGUCGGGACUGCAGCCCCUGCACCAGCCCAGGAGGCGUCGUCUGUGCGGGGGCAACCCUUGGCGGCUCCGCCUUGACUACCUAAUAGCGUACGGGCCCCAGGGCCGCGGGACCUACUGCAUGGUGUGCUCUCAGGUUCUGAAUGAGACCAAGGUCAGCAGUUUCAGACAGCACAUCCAGGAAUGUCAUCCGGAAACCACCGACCUAAGUCGACAAGAAAGAGAAGCAAUGGCGGCAGCCUGGACCAAAGACUAUUCUACUGACCACACCACAGCACAAGACGAAGUGAGCUCAAGUGAGGCCGCUGUCCUAAAUACCACAGGAGGCCCGAAUGAGGACGACUCCCCUGACAUGAAAGUAUGCAGCCAAGCGACGACGGAGGAUGAUGAUGAUGAGAGCGCAGCAAAGGACAAAGCCACAACCUCUCGUCACAGCCACUACCCAGGGAAGGACCAGCGGCGGAAUUAUCAGGCGCGCUGGCGCUCAGACUUCCUGAUGGACUAUGACUGCCAGAGACACGGACUCAUAUGCAUGGUGUGUGGAGCCACGUUGGCUACGCUGAAGGUAAGCACCAUCAAGAGGCACAUCCAGCAGGUGCACGCCCACUCCCUCUGUUACAGCGCCGAGGACAAACAGCAUGCCAUGCUGACCUAUGACCAGAACUCCAUGCACUUCAUUCACUCGGAUGACUGUUUCUUGUCCCAAGACCACGCCCGCGCCGACAUAGGGACCUCCCCUGCCCAUGUUGACACAUAGAAAAGACUUCGAACUGGUCACAUUAUGACGGACUCUAGUGCAUGCACACAUUGCAACAAAGAGUCAUUUUGACAUCAAGAUGCUGAAGGCUGCAAAAUACAGUCAGUUGAGCUCUGCUUUGUCAAGGUGCGUUCACACUUGUAGUCUCGUGCUCUGGUCCGGAACGAAAAUGUAAAAAAAAAAAAAAAAAAAAAAAGUCCAAUGGUGCUUACUUUAAUAUGCUAUGGUUUGGCAUUGAUUGUUGUCAUCAAACCAAAUAAUGGUCUCUGUUAAACAUAUGCAAAAAAACAAAAGUCACGCCUCGAUUGGACUUGGAGAUGGCAUUUCUGAAAACAUUGCCAAACUGUAACGGGCAACACCCAGUUUUAGUACUUAUUUAUUUAAACCGGACCAAAAAAGACAGGUGUGAACGCACACUAAGACGCCAGCUCGGUCAGACUGGAUUUGGUCCGCAUGCUGCUGGCCUCACCAAACUUGCAGCAUCAUCUAAAGUGACCCAGGCUGUCCACUUUUUUUUUUUAAUGGAAAAAGUGUAGUUGUAGUAUUGACCACUUACCUGUCGUGGAAUCCUCCCAAGGAAGCGAUCUGAGGUAUUUGUUUAUGAUCUUCAACUCUCAGGACGUCGGAAGAAAAAAAUGUAUGAGAAUCAGCACUUUUUACCCACAAAUGUAUGGACCAUCUCUUCUGUGCGGCCACCUGAAUGAACUACGUGAACUAGUGUUGCUUAAGACAAUGAAUUCCAGCAGGACUUUGCAUCUAUUUAAUACAUUGUUUACAUCAGCACUUGUAAUACUAGAGUUCUCUCCGCUGGCCUCCAUCAUCCAACCAUCUUGGCCUAAAGCUGCACAAAACGUGGUGUAAACGUAAGAAAUAUUAACAUUUCUUUUACUUUUGUAAGACCACACAUGCAAGCGCAACAAACUCUUGACACCCAAUUUUCAAAUGAACAAAUGCAACUGAAGUAUACACAGAAAUUAGAAAGAAAACUCACUUCCUGACCCGGAAAAUAUCUCAGGGAUUCUGUCAUUGUUCCCAAAGUGUUUUUAGGAAGCAGGAAUACGGAACAAAAAUGACAUUACAGGUGGUCCUUGGUUUGCGACGUUUCGUAGCGGCAACACACUCCCAUGAAUUACUUUCAAAACAUGGUUUCGACACAAGCAGUUUUGGUUUGAGGAGGCGUUUCAUUCAUAAGGUGGAGGAAUUGUGCAUAUAGCUGCACUCCCUCGCCCACCUUUCGCCCUUCUUCAUGGCUCUCACUUCAGCGUAAGGCAGAUUCUCCCGCUGAAGAAAAGGAAAACCACCAACACCAUUUAAAAAAAUGCAAUAAAAGGGGAGAAAUGCCAACAGGGGCCACAUGGCCGGUCAAGCCGCCACAACCAUCAUCAAGGAUAAAGAUAGUAUCCUUCAACGUGAGAAGAAUUUGCGCCUAAUGAAAUCCAGUGAUAUGUUUUUUAAUUAUUACAAUUUCAUUUAAUCCUUAUAUUUAAUAUUUUAAUUACUGUAUAUUAUAUUUCCUUCUUAUACUCUGUGUUGUGAUAGUGACGUCAUCUGACGUCAACAUAAUGAAUUUGUAACGUGUCGUGUCAACGGGACUCGCUUGUGAACCGAGGACCUCCUGUAUUUGAGCCACUGCUUGGAAAUAUUUUAGUACUAUGCCGGAGAAAAAAGAAUAGAUCGGUAAUAGCUUACCGAUUGGAAGUCGCCAAACUACAAACAUUCAAGUGAAUUGUUACAAUUUAUAAGUUAAUAUUUGAAAUGAAGUAGUAAUUUAUUUGAUUUUGUCCGUCCCAGAGUGUGACUUGCGUUAAAGUGGCACUGAAUUUUGUUCUAUGUAAAUGAUUGAGAGAGGAAUGCUAAAUUGAGUGUAACAAGAAGUGACCAGCAAAUAUUGUGAUUCACACAAGUCCUCUUUCCAACUCUAUUGGUACACUUCAAUUAAACAAAGUGCAUUGCUUCACUCCCAAGAGUUUUAACACAGCACUUAAAUGAUUUCAAACAAAUUGUUGACUUGUUGCAUCUUCGUGUUUUUGUGACGUCAACUUGCCUGUCAUCUGUACGUGGCCUCAAUGGGAGAAGGUCAUCUCAGCCUUUCAAUAAAUACGUAUUAUACUCA